Molecule: messenger RNA, 309 nt
Organism: Pneumocystis jirovecii RU7
Lineage: Eukaryota; Fungi; Ascomycota; Pneumocystomycetes; Pneumocystales; Pneumocystaceae
Exons: 4
Coding region: 1-309 (102 amino acids)
Source: RefSeq, a predicted model, not a curated record
AUGAAAAUGUGUAAAAAAAUGGAAAAGUUACAUACUUUAUGUGUUAUGGUUGAAAAAUCGUGGCCCAAUUCUGGUUAUUUUGGUUCUGAGCCAAUAAUAAUAGAAGGAAUAUUGUGUUUAAGUGAAUGGAAUCUGAAGAAUAGUGAUUUAAAGGCGAAUCAAAUUGGCUUGAAUGGGCAUAGAGACGUAGAAGAUAUUGAUUAUAUGAUUUCUGCUACACGGAUAACUGGAGAUACAAGAAAGAGCCUUUUUGGAAAAGUUGACAUUCUGGUGAUAACACGGGAAUUCUUGGUAUUGCAUUAUUCAUAA